AGUCGUUAGACGAGGAAGUGGUUUGUUGCGGCCCGGCUCGACUCACGCCGAACCUUCACUCGUUCAUUCUCUGCUCCUCUGAAAACCACCAGGCCUGCUCCGGGACGGGGUUUUUAUCCGCGUCGAGGGUUUUAUUCCAGAUUCAAACCAUGGCGGUGCGCUACGUCAUUUUCUCGCUGCUGCUGUCUCUGUUACCGCAGAUGAGCUCCGGACGGAGCUGCGACUGGCAGGGGGCCGCGGAGCCGAACCGAGGCCUGGACCCCCGGGCUCUGGAGGCCGGGGCCCGCCACCUGCUGCUCCUGGAGGAGGUGACGGACAUGGAGCGGUGCCGGCAGGAGUGCUGCGCCCACCCCGAGUGUCAGGUGGCCAUGCUGGCCUACCCCCAGGACACGGGUCCGCAGUGCAUCCUGGUGGGCUGCCAGAACCAGCGCGGGGAGGACGUGUGUGCCUUCCAGCCGGACGAACAGUCUGAGAUCUCCCGCAUCAGGACCAGGACCCGGCAGAGUCCGGAUGGAGAGCUGCCCGUCGCACCCGCGAGAGUCCAAAACUCCACAAACGCGACAAACGCCACAAAUACAGACCGGUGUCGUCAGCCGAUGAAGGUGGGCUCCUGCCGCGCCGCGUUUCCCAGUUUCUACUACAACGUCACAAACCAGACCUGCAAAAUCUUCAUCUACGGCGGCUGCGAGGCCAACGGCAACAACUUCAACAGCGAGGAGGAGUGCUUGGCCGCCUGCAGCGGAGUGACAGGUACUGUUUUACCAGAUGACUCCGCCCCUCAGUCUCACUCUAAACCUGGCCCCCGCAUGUCUGCCCCACUCUCUGACAUCCCAGUACUGUCUAAGGAUGUAGAGGCUAAUUCCAGUCAUAACAAAACUGAGCGCUCUGCUACAGACACCAUCCCUACCGAGGAGACGGGAUCUACCACUCCUGUGGCAGCUCUGCUAGAGAUGUCGGCCUUGGAGUAUGCCGAGAUGUGUGAGGCGAAACCAAAGGUGGGUCCAUGCCGCGCCGCCUUGAGACACUGGUACCACGACGGCCAGACACGCACCUGCAAAACUUUCAUCUACGGUGGUUGCCGAGGCAACAAGAACAACUACGUCACUGAAGAGAGCUGCAGGGCCGCAUGCACAGUCACAGUCAUCCCCUCCUCCAGAAAGGUUCAAACAGAGACUCAGACUCCCAAUGCUGAGGACCAGGCAGCCAAGGACUACAAAGAGUACUGUGCACCGGCCGCAGAUACCGGUCCAUGCCGUGCGGCCUUCACCAUGUAUUACUACCAGCCGAGCACCGGAACCUGCCAGACCUUCAUCUACGGCGGAUGCCGUGGCAACAACAACCGUUACCGCAGCCUGGAGGAGUGUACGGUCCGCUGCUCCGGACAACAAGGUUCGUUUGAAGAGCGAGGACAUGGAAACCCACGUGACCACUGGACACCAGCUUUCUUCCUGGUUGGGACUCUGGCAGUGAUUUCUGUCCUGCUGCUGAGCUUCCUGGUCCUGAUCAUGGUCCGCCGCGUCAGACUGCCCAGACGCGCGUCUUCUGUCAGUGACAAGGAAGAGCUGCUCCCAGAGCCAGACGAGCAGUCCUCGUUGGAGUCCUUGUCCGUCCAGGGGAGUCCCAAGGUCGGGCAGGAGUAAGGCACGGCCCUGGCUUCAAACAGGGCUGAUAUACAGGGGGGGGGGGGAAUUGCCCAUCCAAAAAACAGAUUUCAGACAUUUCUUUCCUGAGGAACCCACAUGACAAAUGACCUUGUCUUUGGAAAGCGUGCCGAAGGCUCUCCUUAGCCAUUCAGAGCCUCCAGCCAUUGUUUGAGAAUCCAAAGUUUGAGACGCUGAAGGGCAGAUGAAAGUGUACAGGGUUCGGUUCCCAGGAUUGACAUGGUGGUUUGGUUUUUGGAAGUGGUCUUUUGUUUCGGUGUGUGAGCUAUAUGAUGUCAGCUGAUUCUCUCACCUCUUAUUCUAAACAUGAAGUCUGGAUCCAAGUAGAAACCUCAGAACUUGUCUUCUACUUUUCCUCACUACCAACUUUAUUUUGACAAAGUGAUCUGUGCCUUUAUCUAAUGAGUCAGUUCAUAACCUGUUAUUUUGUAAAAUCACUUUACAAAGUCUGUACUUUAUAAAUAUGAAAUGUAUUUUAAAUGUAAACGUUAAUGUGAACCGCUCCCCGACGAGCUCGAGUACAAUUUUUCAGAAAUUUGUGGAAGAAAUUUCAGGGCGUAAGGACGCAAAAUCAGGAUUUAAGUCUGAAUUCAAACGCAGGAUGCUGAAGGAACUGGAAGGCGGGAAGAAAAGGAGCGGUAGCACCCUACUAACUGUAAACGACGGCCUAAAUCUCAUCCGUUACGGGGAACGGUUGAAACAGAUUCAGGCUUAGAACACCCCCCAAACCCUGGAGCACACUGAAACCACCACCGCUGGUUAAAAAGCCACCUUAUUGCCCUGGGGCCCCGGCAGCUAACACGAGGUCCGCAUCGUUAGCUUGAGUGGGACAUGCUAGCGUUAGCCGUGCUAGCACAGCUCCCCAUCACGCUAGUGUUAAGCAGCGGAUAUUGUGAAGUCUCACAACCACAAAGCUCUGUUAGCUGUUGCCUUUUAGAUGCCCGCCAUUUAAAGACGUAGGAUUUUACAUUUAGAGGGGUUUGUUGAGAUUUCUACCGGAUGUGAUCUUGGAAUACCUUUUCCCGCUUUUUUCAGGCUUCAGAAAUCAGAAUUGUUCUUGGUCCGGGGUUGUUGUUGUUUUUUUCUUCUUAUGAUGUUUUACCUCGGUUUGUUUCAUUUCUUUCAUAUUUUAGUUGUUUUAAGUUGAUCGUUCCCAGUGGUUCCCAGCUCAGAUGACGUGUGCGGGGUACGGGGCGUUGUGGCGCUGAACCAGCUGCGAUCACCCCGCCGACGUGACGUCACCCCGCUGACGUCCACGUUCCCCUAACCGCGGCGACCGGAAAAGACUUCAGCCGAGCGUAUUGUGGACUUAUUAAAUAUAGAAAUACUGAAUGCAGAAAUGAUUAAACACGACCCAGAGGAGCUCUCAUUUGGCCUGAAACGUGAUGAAAACAAGACUUUAACUGAACAGACGGCGAGUCGCGAUUUCUUAAAAAUGAAUUUAAACCAUGAGUCCGGUUUCCCCGUCGCACUAGUCGGAGUAAAGACGUGCUGAGCGCCACGGUUUUGUACAAUGAAGGGACUUCACAAUGUGCACUAUGUACUGCCGAACGGUUUCUUCUCUUAUUGAUACUGUAGCGAAUUCGGGGGGACUACGCAACCACUGGAACUGCCGCGGCCGGGACGCGAACCCGUAUCGCCCGCACCGCAGGAAGCAUCGCUAACUGCUAGACUAAAGGGUCACACCCGCGUGCCAGCGGCCAGCGUGUCUUCUUAUCCAUGCACGUUACACUAUUAAAUUAUUUGGUAGAAUGUAUUUACACGCAUAUUCGGGACACAUAUAAAUCAGUUUCGGGUAGUGUUUAUAGAACUCUUCACGUCUGGUUGGGAUGUUUCUCGUUCGUGUCAGUGUCACGCUAAUGCAGAUUUCCCACAAUGCUUUGGAACGCAUCAGUCUUUUGCCCACCUAGGUGGAUGGUUGGCAUCCGCCAGAUUCCGGCAGAUUUGAUUGGUUGCCAGCUGGCCAUUCGGAGCGGAGAGCUGACGCGGUUUACAAACGGGGCCAGUAAACGUCCAUCCAAUCACGUGAUUUAAAGCUGAAUCUAGUGCGGGACUUCUCAGGACCAUCCCGUCGUUCUCGUAAAUGUUCCCUUAUGAUUGGUUGUAGACUGGAGCGCGUACACAUUGAAACCAGCAGGUGGCGGUAGAGAUAGCAUAAGGUUGCGUUGAUACUAUUGUCUCAAAACACUGAAGAUAUCUCCAGCGUCCAAACCGCCUAUCCUGCUCUCAGGGUGGCGGGGUCGCUGGAGCCUAUCCCGGAAGUCACCGGGCGGCAGGCGGGGAGACACCCUGGACAGGCCGCCAGACCAUCACAGGGCCGUGAAAUAGACUAAAAUAGACUGAAAUAGACUGAAAAAUAGACUAAAAUAAACGAUGAAUAAAUAUAUAUAAAGAUAGCUGUAGGGAAAAAUAUAUAUAAAGAUAGAUGUAGGGAAAGUAAAUAUAAAGAUGGGUGUAGGGAAAGUAAAUAUAAAGAUAGAUGUAGGGAAAGUAAAUAUAUAGAUGGAUGUAGGGAAAGUAAAUGUAAAGAUGGAUGUAGGGAAAGUAAAUAUAUAGAUGGAUGUAGGGAAAGUAAAUAUAAAGAUGGACGUAGGGGGGAAACUUUAGGACAUUGCAGUGCAAGCCUGUUUCAUGCGUCACGCGCUCAUCAGCUGCCAAGGUGGUUAAACAACAAAGAAAUAACAGCGAAUAAAUACCACUCUGCCCCACGCCACGCCCCUAGUUACGGUGCACAGCAACCAAUGGGAGGACAGGAAACGUUUGAAAAAUAACACCGGAAACAUUCCAACCAAUGGGGGAGGGACUGGGCUCGUAUACAGACAUAUAGAUGAUACAUAUAGAUAUAUAUAUAUAGAGCGAGAGGUACAGAUAUGUUGGGUAUUGGGUUGUUGUGGUUAUGUCGGUCAUUGAAAUAGAAAUGACAUUUAUACGUUGAUUUUAUUUUUCUUUACUCUGUCUUUAACUUGCACUACCAAACACUUCCAUGUGAAAACACAAGAAAUCACGAAUAAAGACAAGAAAUGGAA
Messenger RNA from Lampris incognitus (smalleye Pacific opah), 4687 nucleotides. It is a transcript of the gene spint2, whose product is annotated as serine peptidase inhibitor, Kunitz type, 2. Lineage: Eukaryota; Metazoa; Chordata; Actinopteri; Lampriformes; Lampridae. Gene Ontology annotation, molecular function: serine-type endopeptidase inhibitor activity. The coding region runs from base 150 to 1640 and encodes 496 amino acids. The record is from RefSeq and is a predicted model, not a curated record. The transcript has 11 exons.